Molecule: messenger RNA, 957 nt
Organism: Myotis brandtii (Brandt's bat)
Lineage: Eukaryota; Metazoa; Chordata; Mammalia; Chiroptera; Vespertilionidae
Gene: ANKRD33B
Product: ankyrin repeat domain 33B
Exons: 6
Coding region: 1-957 (318 amino acids)
Molecular function (GO): protein binding
Source: RefSeq, a predicted model, not a curated record
AUGGGGCUCAACGAGAGAGUGGAGAGUGACAUGGAGACCGACCCUAACGGCCGGACCGGCCUCAUUGUCGCCUGCUACCACGGCUUUGUGGAUGCUGUGGUGGUCUUGGCAGAGUGCCCCCAUGUUGAUGUCAACUGGCAGGACAGCGAGGGGAACACGGCCCUAAUCACAGCUGCGCAGGCAGGGCAUGCCACCAUCACCAACUACUUGUUGAACUACUUCCCUGGUCUUGACCUUGAAAGGAGGAACGUGUUUGGGUUCACAGCCCUGAUGAAAGCGGCCAUGCAGGGCCGAACAGAGUGCAUCCGAGCCCUGAUGCUAGCAGGGGCGGAUGUCCACGCCAGGGACCCCCACCGCGGGAUGUCGCCCCAGGAGUGGGCCACCUACACGGGGCGGACGGAGGCGGUGCGCCUCAUCGGGAGGCUGCUGGAGCGCCCCUGCCCGGAGCAGUUUGGGGAAAAGUACCAGCCAGAGCUGCCGCUGCCCCUCGAGGGGGCUCUGAAGCCAGGGAGCUCCAAAAACUGCUUGCAGAGGCUCACGGAGUUUGUGCGGUCCUCGCUGGCCUCCCGCUCGCGCCAGGGCCUGGAGGAUGGGGGCGUCCUGGACCACAUGGUCAGGAUGACCACGAGUCUCUACAGUCCUGCUGUGGCCAUCGCCUGCCGGACCGUGUGCCCCGAGCACCCCCCCUGCGUGGGGAAAAGGCGGCUGGCGGUACAGGAAAUCCUGGGGGCUCCCGGGGCCCCCGACACCCGGGCGCAGGAGAGGGACCAGGUGGAGGACCCCGAGCAGCAAUUCCGGACCUCCCAGGCGGGGGGUGCCUCCAGAGAGGGGCCCAGGAGAAUUUGGCUGACUGCCUUGCUCAUCGCUAGCCCCACGGCUCUGACGUCUAAACAGGGCAGGAAAGCAAGGCCAUUCAGAGAGGCGGUGUGGUGUCCCUGUGGUGUGAUCACGUCAUGA